AUGAUCCCUGAGAAUCAGACGUCCAGCACUGAUUUCAUUCUUCUGGGACUAUUCUCUUCCUCCCACACCAGCCUGGUCUUCUUCUCCUCUCUGUUCAUCAUUUUCAUCCUGACUGUCACAGAAAACGCCCUCCUGAUCCUCCUCAUCCGCAGGGACUCCCGCCUCCACUCCCCAAUGUACUUCCUGCUCAGCCACCUCUCCUUCAUGGACAUCUUGCAUGUUUCCAACAUUGUCCCCAAAGUGAUCACCAACUUCCUGUCUGGCACCAGAACUAUCUCCUUUGCAAGCUGUGGAUUCCAGAUCUUCCUGUAUGUCACCCUGCUAAGUGGCGAGUGCAUUCUCCUGGCUGCCAUGUCCUAUGAUCGCUAUGUGGCCAUCUGCCACCCCCUGCGCUAUGCCAUGCUCAUGAGUGAUAGUGUCAGCAUGCUCCUGGCCAUGGGGGCUUGGCUGGUGGGGACCCUCCACUCCAUAGUCCACACAGCCUAUGUGCUCCACUUUCCCUUCUGUGAGCCUAGGGUGAUCGAUCACUAUUUCUGUGAGAUCCCUGCCUUGCUGAAGUUGUCCUGUGUGGACACAUCACACUAUGAACAAGGAGUUGAUGUAAGCGCCACUAUUUUCCUGUUGAUCCCUUUCUCCAUGAUCUCUGUAUCUUAUGUCAAAAUUUUGCACACUUCAGUCAAAACAUUGGAUGCGCCUGGAAACACAGCUGAUGCGGACAAUAUCGUCAAUGGGAAAUAUGUGAGGAUGGAGUAG
Heterocephalus glaber (naked mole-rat) is the source of this 753-nucleotide messenger RNA. The record is from RefSeq and is a predicted model, not a curated record. Lineage: Eukaryota; Metazoa; Chordata; Mammalia; Rodentia; Bathyergidae.